AUGCUGUCGAGGCCCGAUGCUGCUGUGGAUGUGGCCUUUUUCUCUCCACACAAACUGCUCGGCGGUCCCGGAUCCGUGGGGCUGCUUGUGGCAAAGAAGAGGCGGGACACAGCGAUCGUGCCGCAGUGCCGUCGCAGAGCCAAGUUGCUGCGAAAUGCCGUGCCUGCUGUUCCUGGUGGUGGAGUAGUCUUCUUUGUCGAUCCUCAAGGCCAUUCCUACAUCCAGAACAGUGAAGAUCGUGAAGAAGCUGGAACACCUGACAUUGUGGGUUGCAUUCGCACAGGUCUGGCGUACCACUUGCACACCUUGCUGCCGGAGAAAGUCUUCGAGGCAGAAGUUCAAGGUCUUCAUAAUUUGUUGGAGCGAUGGAAGUGCAAUCCGCGUAUUGAAGUCUUGGGUCAGCCUGAGACGCCACGUCCACGGAGUCCACGGGCUGCGAUUGUCUCCUUCAUGAUCCGAUACGGAAAUGCACCAGGCGGAUUGUAUUUGCACUACAACUAUGUGGUGGCUCUGCUCAAUGAUUUGUUUGGGAUCCAGGCCCGUGGCGGCUGUGCAUGCGCUGGACCGUAUGGUCAGAGAUUACUGGGCCUGGAUGCGGCAACGGCCAAAGCUUUCGAUGAGGCUUUGAUGCAUUCAGCACAGGAGGUUCUUCGACCCGGCACCUCGCAAGCAUUCACAAGCCGGGAACGUCCUGAGAUAUCCUGA
This is a messenger RNA of Cladocopium goreaui, 705 nucleotides long. NCBI's taxonomy places the organism in Eukaryota, Dinophyceae, Suessiales, Symbiodiniaceae. The record is from the annotation of a GenBank genome assembly.